Cordyceps militaris CM01 is the source of this 735-nucleotide messenger RNA. RefSeq names its product CCAAT-binding transcription factor, subunit B. Gene Ontology annotation, cellular component: CCAAT-binding factor complex. Gene Ontology annotation, molecular function: RNA polymerase II cis-regulatory region sequence-specific DNA binding; DNA-binding transcription factor activity, RNA polymerase II-specific. The transcript has a single exon. The record is from RefSeq and is a predicted model, not a curated record. Lineage: Eukaryota; Fungi; Ascomycota; Sordariomycetes; Hypocreales; Cordycipitaceae. The coding region runs from base 1 to 735 and encodes 244 amino acids. Gene Ontology annotation, biological process: regulation of transcription by RNA polymerase II.
AUGUAUCAACCUCAGUAUGGCGUGCCACAACAAGGCAUGCAGCCCGUCGCCUACAAUAUGAACGGCAUUCAAGCGGCCGCCAUGGCCGCCACCGCCGCCGCAUCCGGCUCAAAUUAUCCCUACAUGCAUUCCGACCCCAACAUGCCUCACACAUCUCCUCGAAUGGCUGGCAAGAAGGAUGGCCGUGCCUCCCCCCGAAUGAACAGCCAAAUACCGCGCCGGGUCAGCCAGUCCACAGUCCCCAACCCGCAAGCUAUGAUGGGCCGACCUGGUGUGCCCCAGGCGCAAAUGACCAUGGCUCACCCGCAGUCUCCCGAGAUGGCCGCCAGCGGCGUCGAAGAGUCGCCGCUCUACGUCAAUGCGAAGCAAUUCCACCGCAUUCUGAAGCGUCGCGUAGCGCGCCAAAGACUGGAGGAGCAGCUUCGCCUUACCUCCAAGGGUAGACGCCCGUACCUCCAUGAAUCGCGCCAUAACCAUGCUAUGCGGAGACCUCGUGGACCCGGUGGCCGCUUCCUGACCACAGAAGAGGUUGCUGCCCUGGAGAAAGAUGGGAAAGGCCCAGAGGAUAGCCCAGAAGUCGAAGCUGAUGUCGAAGAGGUCAAGCAAUCGAGCGGUGCGGGAGCUGGUACGAAGCGCAAGUCAGAAUCUGCACCUGAUGGGCAAAAUAAGAAAGCGAGAAGAGAUGACGAUGCCGAGGAGAGAAGCUCUCAGGCCACCGCGGAAACUGGCCGGUGA